Messenger RNA from Eurytemora carolleeae, 1687 nucleotides. RefSeq names its product glutamic acid-rich protein. The record is from RefSeq and is a predicted model, not a curated record. The transcript is spliced from 3 exons. NCBI's taxonomy places the organism in Eukaryota, Metazoa, Arthropoda, Copepoda, Calanoida, Temoridae. The coding region runs from base 159 to 1679 and encodes 506 amino acids.
AUUUUUCUUUGUCCAGAGAAUUUAUCCGUCGCCGGUCCUCUCGGUCCUCAGAGGGACCUGGGUCGAGUCCAGGGAAAGCAGGAACUAGUCCAUAUAGAGCGGGGUCUAGUCCCUACCGGGCUGGUGUGAGUCCAUGCAAAUCAGUGGACUUGGACGAAAUGGACGCCUGGGAGAUAUCAAUGCGGUUAAAUAUGGCAGAUAUUCAGAAGAAAUACAGGGAAAAAUACCGAGAACUGUUUAAGCUGGAAAGCAGGAGGGAAAGAAGAAAACCAAAACCCAAGAAGACCCAUACAGACGCCAAGAACAAGAAUACGCGCAGAAAGUCAUCAAAUUCAAGCCAGAAAUCCGCAAUUAAUACCGAAAAUGUUCGAACAAGUAUAGAGGAUGAUCUCAGUGAGAAUUCGGAAAUACGGGAACCGAGUUCCGAACCUGAACUCACAGCAGACAACAACAAUACCGAGUAUGACCGAUGUUCAGAACCAGGGACUUUGGUUUACAAAUCAAACUUCAAUGAAACAUUUGCAAAAUUCAAACAGUCCUAUCUCUCAACAAAACACGGGACGGAGAAAUCUUUGGCGCCAAAACUUGUUUCCCCCGCGGUAACCAGUUCGGCCAUUAAGGUUAAAAUCGACCGUCCCAAUCCAUUUCAAAACCUCAUGAAGCUUUCAGUAAAUCCAAUCAAAUCAGAAUCCGAAUAUCCAGUCAUAGAGCCAAUUUACACGGUGAAAUCUGAACCUAUAGACAUAAAACCGGAUAUCGAUUACUUCCCGGAAUACCGGAAGCCGGAAGUAGCCAAAAUUUUUAACGUGAAUAAGCGCAAGAGCUUGGAGGAGGCGCCGAAAGACAUCUAUGCGAAGAAGCGACCUAAAAUUGAAAAGUUUAUUGUCGCUAAAACUGAAACCAAAGCAGAAAAGUAUUACACAACUAUUUACAGUGAUAAAAAUGAGGAAAAUGAGAAGAAGAUGGAAAGAAAGAGAUCCAAGGAUCGCUGUAGGAAAGAUCACAAGAACUGUAAAAAACACAGGAACAAGGAGACAGGACGUAAAUAUAAAAGUAAAGACAGAGAGCUCAAACAAAGACACAAAGAACAUUCAAGGGAAAAGGGAACUCAUGAAAGACACUGGAGAGAGGAAAGUAAACAUGAUAAACCAAGUAAACAUGAAAAACAAAGUAAACAUGGAAAAAAUAAACCAGCAUUUAAUGUUGAAGAUAAUCCAGCAGAAGAGGAGGAGAGAAGAAAGAUGUACAAGGAGCACAAGAAGGAUAAGAAGAGAGAGAAGGAGAGGAAGAAGAAGAGGAAGGAGAAGGAGAAGAAGUUGAAGAGAGUCAAGGUUCGGGAACUAGUCGAUGACGAAUAUAUUUCGCAAAUCAUGGAUCGGACCCCUACUCCGUCACAGGGUAUCAAGGAGGAACUCCAGGAAAGGAGCACGACUCCUUGUAAGAAGAUAAAACAGGAGUUUAUGAACAGGAUGACCGGACCCUUUCUAGAGAUCAAACAGGAGAUUAAGGAGGAGGUAGUAGAGGACUGGGAAACCCCUCAAGAUAAGAUGAGAUCAUGUGUACUAAGUGAGGACAAGCUGCAGGACGGUCAGCGUAUACUGACCAGGAUUGGAGGACAUUUCCAUCCAGGACGAAUCACUGAAAUAUCUCCUCCUGAUAUAUACGGUAGAUAUAUAUAAGAUCUGUA